This is a messenger RNA of Coregonus sp. 'balchen', 18173 nucleotides long. NCBI's taxonomy places the organism in Eukaryota, Metazoa, Chordata, Actinopteri, Salmoniformes, Salmonidae. The record is from the annotation of a GenBank genome assembly.
CGUUACUCCACCCCCAGUUUCCAUUUCUGAACUGAGGGACACGGCGCACGAGAAGAAUCCUCGAUUUUAUGUAUAUUUCUUCAUGUAAAUAAACUGUAGAUUAUCGUCAGAAAAUUCGCGACAUAAAACUGAAUUAGCCACUAGCCUGUGAAAUCGUAGCAUAUAUUAUCCGUUGAACCCGUUCGGACAGAGGCUAGAGUCGAAGCUGGCCUUUUAUCUCACGUUUUAACUUUCCUAAGCGGCGUGUUCCGCCGUAUUUUUUUUUCUUUGACCCACUCACUCUCCCCCUGUGCGAGUAGUGGCCUGUAACGUUGAUUUAGCCACGAGGCGCGUCGGAUCAACCGGAAUUGGGCGAUGGCGGAGUUCGGAAACGGACUGGACUCAGGAAUGACGGAGGAAUCCCUGCUGGACUCAGACCCAGGGCACCCAGAACUAGAAGACCCGGGUGUUGGCGAUGAGGAGCCGGGAUUAGAGGAAGGAGAGGCCGCUAUCGAGGACCCGGUAAGUGAAGGGCAUAGUUUAUGCCCAAAACCUCAUUUAAAGUUGAGACAGUGUGUUUUGUACGAUAUGUAUUGCGAGUGUAAACACGUUAUUUUAAGAUGGGUUUAGCUAUAUUCCUAUACCCCGUGGUGGUAUGCGACUGUGACUCUUAUCUCCUGGUCGAUAUAACCGCCAUUGUGGCUCACGCAGUGCAGUAGAAAUGGGUGGUGACAUGCGUGGAUUUUGGCGGCCAUGUUGGCGCAGCAGUGGUGGUAGUUUCUCUGCACCAGAGAUGUCGAACUAGUAGGGGGAAAAAAUCUUCGUCGCUAAAAUGCGAGACGGAGAUGUAGACGGGCGAGGGUAGGACAGGCCGCCAUUAGCCGCCGCAUUGCGAGUGUAUCCGCAGACACGGCGAGAGCUCACGGUAAACACGCCUCCUUUAUUUUCUCAUACACUGACAGCUGCUGAAAUAGAAGCGCUGAGGCGCAUACAGAAUAUGAUAGUCAAUUAACAGUCAUUGCUAGCUACAAGCAAGCAUUGUAAUGGGCUGUUAGUUAUCCUUCUAACCUCAUAUAGCAAAAAUGCUAGCAAAGGGUAUGCGGCACUUGCGCUGUUGUAGGUAGGAUGGAUAUGGACAUUUAGGCUGGCUAUAGCGGAGGGAGCCGAAUAACUAACGUUAGCUAAUUGGGACGAUGAUGACAUGCACCUGACAUGUUCAUCCUCCCGCUUAAGGCAUUUAGAAGGACAAGCAAAACACAAGCAAUUUUGUGUGAACGUUUAGUCUUUGAUGUAAUCUUGAGAAUGUAUUAUCUGUUGAUACAUGAGUGGGUCAUGGAUAUUACUGUAGUUGUGUGCAAAGAUGCGGAUUGCCAAUACUCUUAAAUUAAAGCUGUUGGUUUGCGUUUGAAUGUUGCCUUGCUACAAUAUUUCAGAUUUUAUACGCACGUGUGAUUUGUGGUCUUUGACAUAGAAUGUGUUCGAAAGCAGUUCUGGGGGUGCAGUAUUUUUUUUUAGGGCUGGGCUCGCAUCCUUCGGGGUUUUUUUAGGGCUGGGCUUGCAUCCUAAAAUAUUUUCAGAAGGGGGAGGGAGGGAAGAGAGGACACACUAAAUAUGCAACAAAAUACAGCCAGGUAUCAGUGAUGACCGAGUCAAAUAAGCCAUGUAGUUGCCAUGAAUUUCAGUGUCCUUUUGAAGCCUGUCAAAGCUGUUGGAUUUGUCUAUUAGAUGUGGAUGUCAUGUAUGACAUCCCCAAGACCUGGAAUGGAUUUAACUGCAAUGCAAGUAGUGUCAGUCAGUGAGUGCAUGUCUAUAUAGCUGAGGAUGGCUCUGGAGCGAGAAUGCUGCGGUGUCAGUGGAGUGUCUGAAAUGAAUGGUGAAUAAAUGCUGCCUGUUACAAAGACCCAGCCAGUGGUCAUGUGCCAGGCUGUUCUAAUCAGAAGCCAGUGUAGAAACGGGGUCAGCUCAGGCUGCUGACAUUUUUAAGUGUUAUGUGCAUGCAGGUCAUGGGUGAAUAUGAUGAAUUCAUUCCUUUUGGUUAUUUUAUUUUUAUUUUCUUCCGCUGAUGUGUGUGUCAAGCCUGCUGACUGGUGUUCUUUGUAAUUGAUGGGUGUGUCUGUAUUGUUGAUUUUUUUAAAAUUUAUUUUUUUAUUUAUUUUUUCAGGAGCUGGAGGCGAUCAAAGCCCGGGUUCGAGAGAUGGAGGAGGAAGCAGAAAAGCUGAAGGAGUUACAGAACGAGGUGGAGAAACAGAUGAACCUUAGCCCUCCACCAGGUGAGUUUAUGUGGAAGGAAAGGGUAAUGAAGUGCCUCUGAGAAUGUUUCCCAAAAACAACUGUUUGAGAACACUGAAUGAAUGUUGUUUUUCACUGAAGUUUCCAGAGAGCAGAUACAAGACAGAUUAAUAUCAGACUCAUCCAAAUCUAUAUCAGUUUGUUCUGAAGUUCACCAUUUUAAAUGUCACUCAUCAUUGCUCAAUUUUGCUCUCAAUAGCUGGUCCCGUCAUCAUGUCCAUCGAGGAGAAAAUGGAAGCCGACGCAAGAUCUAUCUACGUUGGAAACGUAAGGCUUCGCCUCUCCUUAACAACCUCAGAUGUUGUUUGGGUUGCUCUUAGGGAUGUAACGAUUCACCAAUACGCAUCGGCCCCACGUUCAAAUGUUUACGAUCCAAAUGCAUCGGAACGCGGGAGCACAAACCAAUCCAAAUAAAGCAUGCAUCGAUCAGAAAACCGUCCAAAAUUUUACGAAUCGCCCGAUUCACUAAUGUUUUUACUCGUAUUGUUUUAUCUGUUGUGACAAUUGAUGCGUCCUCUCCUUCAGUUCAGUAACCUAUUGAGCUUUUAUGCAUGUAACUACUGUAUAACUGUCAAACAACAGCGCGGGAGACAGCUGCUCUUGCCAACGAGAGGUCGGCCUAUCCCUGUUCUAAUAGGCUAUUCGUACAUUUGUGCGGCACCUACAGCAUUCAUAUGCAUGUAAAAUGGCUUUAACUGGAGUAACCAAUGUAAUUAGCUGGGUCAUUGUUACCAAAUCCGCUGUAGAAAAUGGAGUGUAGCCUACCAGAGUGGACGCAACUCCCAUCCAACUGCUGAUUGGGGUUUUCAAUCAUUCAGAUUCGAUUUAGAUUGUUUUAAUAAAAAAUUGAAAAUAAAUGUGUCCAUGCCACACAAAAAAGUGCAUAGACUCCUAUCGAACUAAAUCGCAUCAAUUCGUUCCCCUAAUCAAACGAAUCCCUCGACGAACCUGUGCCCCCGCACAUUGACCCCUGUAUAUAGCCUCCCUACUGUUAUUUUAUUUUACUGAUCUUUAAUGAUUUUUUACUUAUCUAUUUCUUUACUUAACACUUAUUCUUCUUAAAACUGCAUUGUUGGUUAAGGGCUUGUAAGUAAGCAUUUAUCUGUAAGGUUGUAUUCGGCGCAUGUGGCAAAUAACAUUUGAUUUAAUUUUAAAUUGAGGCCAUGUAUCUAGAUGCUUAUCGAAUCCUUAAUGAAAGGAGAUCUACACAUCCUUGGUUGCUCUGUUUGCAUGUAUGUGGGAUUCCCUUGGUCAGGGCCUAUCAGUUUGCAUUUACUAUCAGGUUCAAAGGGCUGACUCAAAUUUCCACAAAUGUCCCGUUGACAUUAAUGCAGCCAUGAUGUUCCGUUGACAUUUUAAUGCAUGAUUUUCACAUGCAUUUGUGCAAAAACCUUAAUUUGGGGUUUGGCUCUGAGUGAAUUCUGUAUAUGGAAUCGACUAGCCACUCUCUCUCUCUGUGUGUCGGAGUGUUUGUCAGAGGUAUCUCACUGUUCUCCCAUUUCUGUGGACAGGUGGAUUAUGGCGCCACGGCGGAGGAGCUAGAAGCCCACUUCCACGGCUGCGGCUCCGUCAACAGAGUCACCAUCCUGUGUGACAAGUUCACAGGGCAUCCCAAAGGGUAAAUAUCUACACCCCCAUUCCUCCAUGUGCAGUAGUGUUCUUUCACUACAGGCCUGCUAGUACACAAUACUGCAGUCUUCUUCUAUCAGUCAUCUAGAGGAAAGAGUAUACACAACAUACUUUACUAGCUGUACCCUCUAGGCAUCCCAGAUGGUAAUUGUCUACACUCCAUGUGCAUAGUUAGCAAAGUAGUUCGCUUUUAUUCUAAUGGAUGUACAGUGCCAUCAGAAAGUAUUCACACCUGUUGACUUUUGUUGUUACAAAGUAGGAAUAAAAUAGAUUUAAUUGUGGGUUUUUUUUUGUCAACGAUCAACACAAAAUACUUUGUCAAAGUGGAAGGAUUAUUAUUAUUAUUUUUUAAUGGAAAAUAAAACACCAGGUAUUCAAGCCCCUGAGUCAAUACAUGUUAGAAUCAACUUUGGCAGCGAUUACAGCUAGAGAACGACUGUUAAUCGGCCGGGCCGAUAUAUCGGGCCAAUAUUGGCUUUUUCUUCUCUAUCGGCCUUGCUGAUAGUCCCGCUACAUGGCAAAACUGCUGCUAUGCCAGCCGCCACUCACCACCUGAGCCACGAGGAAUGUCUAGCUGGGAAAAUCAGCAGCAAGCAGAAAGCUGGCUCAUUCUCCAGCAGAAAGAUGCAGUAUUGAGAAAUGGAUGAAUUGACAGUGUCCAAAAUCAAACUCCUGUUGCAAAUAUUACUUUAGUUAAUGAACUACUAAGGUUCGUCUCGACGUGCCCAGACAUGCAUGUAAUAAGCAAGCUAGCUAGCUAAGCAGAUAGCUAUGUGACCUGUUAGCAAAGAUUACAAUAACUAACCCUUUCAUCUGUGGUGUUUGCUAGCUAUAUUAGCUACUAUGCUAGCUAGCUGGCUAGAUCAGGGCACUCCAAAUUGGUUCCUGGAGAGCUACCGUCUUGUAGGUUUUUGCUCCAACCCUAAUCUAGCGCACCUGAUUCUAAUAAUUAGCUGGUUGAUAAGCUGAAUCAGGUUAGUUACAACUGUGGUUGGAUCGAAAACCUACAGAAGGGUAGCGCUCUAGGAACAGGGUUGGAGAGCCCUGGGCUAGAUAAAAAUGGUGAUAAGAUAUCAGAUUGGAGCUGAUAGCCAACGUAGCUAGCUAACAGUAGCUGGUUAUCAUUUUGAACGAACCAUCUGACUUGAGGUGUGACAUUAGCCAUUUUACUGGAGUGCUGAUCUGAACAGCUGUAAUCGUAUACGUAAAUUGACAGUUGAUAGUCGGAUUAGAUGAUUGUCGUAAUAGGGAAAGAAGGAAGUGUUUUAAAAUGCCAAAAUAAAGGUUGGCAAUAGGUUUAGCUAACAAAAAAUAUCCCUGCAUGUUUAUGGACCAGGAAAGCUGUAGAUCAGCACGCGUGUGCGUUCUCAUUUCUCAAACUAUUUUUGAGUCAUUCAGUCAGAACGUGCAUUGGUGUUGCAUCUUUUUUUUCCUACCCUCGCUCUACUUGUUAGAUAUUAUGCACAUUUAUGGCUUGGUAGCAAAUGUCAUCGCCAUUGAGCUAGUUCUCACAGUAGCAGUAAACCGCAGCAAGUGAUAUGAGCCAAUGGAGAGAUGUGAAAGGAAGCAGCGUUACAGCCUCGCUCUAUCCAAUCGUAGCGGUAGGAUCAACCCGCCCAUUUCUUGACAGAUAGCUGAACUAGCCAAUUGUUUUGAAUUUCCUCCUGGCAGCUGAAUUGUUUAGAGAUGUGUCCUGACAGCUGAAAAAAUAACUUUUUCCCUAUCACUGAAAAUGACCAAAAAAAAUCCUAGUUCGAUUCCCACGGGGGACCAGUUUGGAAAAAGUAUGAAAAAUGUAUGCACUCACUACUGUAAGUCGCUCUGGAUAAGAGCUUCUGCCAAAUGACUAAAAUGUAAAAAUGUAGUUUCAUAAGCAGCAGUAAUCACAAAUCAUGACAUUACGUUGGACUCAUUUGCAUUGAAUAGAUGUUCUUUUAUAUUCUCAAACUAACAGCAGGUGCCUAUAUGAUGUCUUUCCAAACAGGCAUGACAUACUGGAGUGAUGCUUCUAUGCAAAUGUUGUUGAUCGGUAGGCAAAUAUAACCCCUUAUUUUAGCCACUGAACUAUCUCCAUAUUUACUUCCAUAAUAAAUAAAUAAAACUGGUACCCGGUUACCUUCAGACUAGUCUUGGGAGGUUUAUGGGUGUCCUUGUUCGUGAGACACUCCCCUUUCCACAGAGGGGUCAUAUUAGUGUGUAACUGUUCAGACACUUCAGACAGAAGUUUGCAGAUCGGCUUUAAAACUGCAGAAUUAUCUCCACCAACGAGGGGUGUGAACAGUUUGUGUCAUGAACAGUGCUUGUACCCAUAGAAUAGACGUGGCAGGCGUGGGAUGUUCCCCAAUGCUGGAAUGCGUUUGGGAACCACUGAUCUAGAGCAGUGGGAUUUAGUUAAAGAAUAGGUUCAGCUUCCAGCCUAAAUCUACAUGCUCACAGGUCUAUGUUGAUCAUUCAUGUGCCACUGAUUCACAUAAACCCAUUAUUGGCUACAGGCAUGUUUUUGUGGAUGUAAGGUUACAGAUCUGUGUUCAGCCGACAACUUUGUCACAUUGCUCAUAGACCUAUCUUAGCUAAGCUGUUACUUUGAUAAGCUAGCACCACAUGCUUUAGCAGUACAGUGGAUGCUUAUUGGAGCACGUGCUUGCUUGUAUGAAUAAUUCAGCAUGACUUCCAUUGCUUGGUUAGACCGUAAGGACCACAUGGCUUAAAGUGUUCUGACAGCUAUAGUACAUUGAGCAUAGAGCUGGGUGAUAUGGAAGAAAACCCAUAUCGCGAUAAAUUGCCUGAAUUUAUGCGCUAACGAUAAAUAGAACGAUAAGUUGCACCACAUUUGUUUAUUUAUUGUCCUUUUAAACUAUACUGAACAAAAUAUAAACGCAACAUAUAAAGUGUUGGUUUCAUGAGCUGAAAUAAAAGAUCCCAGAAAUGUUACAUACACACAAAAAGCUUAUUUCUCACAAAUGUUUUGUACUAAUUAGUUUUCAUCCCUGUUAGUGAGCGUUUUUUCUCCUUUGCCAAGAUAAUCCAUCCACGUGACAGGUGUGACAUAUCAAGAAGCUGAUUAAACAGCAUGAUCCUUACACAAGUGCACCUUGUGCUGGGGACAAUAAAAGGCCACUCUAAAAUGUGUAGUUCUGUUACACAACACAAGGCCACAUAUCUCAAGUUUUGAGGGUAGUGUAAAUUGGCAUGCUAACUGCAGGAAUGUCCAACAGAGCUGUUGCCAGAGAAUUGAAUGUUCAUUUCUCUACCAUAAGCCACCUCCAACAUUGUUUUCGAGAAUUUGGCAGAAGAUCUGACCGGCCACACAACCGCAGACCACGUGUAAUCAUUUCUAACUUCACAUUUAACUCGAAUAGGCUACUUUAUCGCAAUGAACGAUAUCAGCAAAAUGCCUGCAAUAAGUGAUCAAUAAUUUUAGGUUUAUCGUCUCAGCUCUAAUGGAUGACCAAGGUUUUCUUUUCUGACAUAAUGGUCUAGCUUAAUCCUGUACCCAUUUACUAUAGCCAUGCAAACAGAUGCACAAUUCAUGACUAGUAUCAGUGUUUCCCCUAUAUUCUUUUAAUUCCCCUAUAUACAUUUCUUACCACUGCUGCCAAAAAUGAGUAUUUAAAAAAUAUAAUAUAUAUAUUACUGAGUGAACAAAACAUUAAGAACACCUCCCUAAUAUUGAGAUGCACCCCUCCCCCCUUUUCCCUGAGAACAGCCUCAUUUCGUCAGGGCACUUUAUAAUGUGUCAAGUGCCAAUUUGUAAGUCGCUCUGGAUAAGAGCGUCUGCUAAAUGACUUAAAUGUAAGUGUUCUGUGGAAGGUAUUAGGCAUCCCUGGCUCAUGUUGCCUCCAAUGCUUCCCACAGUUGUGUCAAGUUGGCUGGAUGUCCUUUGGGCGGUGGACCAUUCUUGAUACACACGGGAAACUGUUGAGCGUGAAAACCCCAGCAGCGCUGCGGUCCUUGACACACUCAAACCGGUGCGCCUGGCACCUACUACCAUACCCCAUUCAAAGGCACUUCAAUCUUUUGUCUUGCCCGUUCACCCUCUGAAUAGCACACAUACACAAUCCAUGUCUCAAUCAUUAUGAAUAAGAAUGAACAGAAAGAAGCAGAGACCAGCUUCGCCAAAAUAUCUGAUUCUCAGAUUAUACAGGACUAUAGAAAUAAUGGUGUGGGGGACAGUGAGGCACUCUCUUUCUCGCUCACUCGCCUCUCCUCCAUCUACACUGAUUUUGAAGUGGAUUUAAGAAGUGACAUCAAUAAGGGAUCAUAGCUUUGGCCUCGAUUCACCUGGUCAGUCGGUCAUGGGAAGAGCAGGUGUUUUGUACAGUGUAUAUUUCUGCUUUUAAAUGGAUAGUCGUUGGCUCAAUGAGUUAAGUCUGUGGGAACCGCUAGCUACUCGCUUACGUGUCUUUUGUUAGAGCCAAACUUUUUGUGGAAGGUACUACAUCGCGCACUCAACGUUGACGAAAUACGUUUAGUUUCCUUGUAGGUCUACAGGGAAACUGUGAAGCCAGCUGUACAGCCUAUUGCCUGUUUCUGUUUGACUCUCUUUUUUAUUAAAGAAUGUGAAACGAUGUUGUCUGUUUUGAUCAUUUUCAUUACAUCAUAGCUUUUCUUUAUAUGGCCUUAAAUAAAUGUGUUCCUAUGUGCAGGAUAUUACACUACCUGCUCGUCGAACAUCUCGUUCCAGAAUCAUAGGCAUUAAUAUGGAGUUGGUCCCCCCCAUUGCUGCUAUACCAGCCUCCACUCUUCUGGGAAGGCUUUCCACUAGAUGUUGGAACAUUGCUGCGAGGACUUGCUUCCAUUCAGCCACGAGCAGUAGUGAGGUCGGGCACUGAUGUUGGGCUAUUAGGCCUGGCUCGCAGUCCGUGUUCCAAUUAAUCCCAAAGGUGUUCGAUGGGGUUGAGGUCAGGGCUCUGUGCAGGCCAGUCAAGUUCUUCGACACCGAUCUCGACAAACCAUUUCUGUAUGGACCUCGCUUUGUGCACGGGGGCAUUGUCAUGCUGACACAGGAAGGGCCUUCCCCAAACCGUUGCCACAAAGCACAGAAUCGUCUAGAAUUUAAUUUUAUGCUGUAGCGUUAAGAUUUCCGUUCACUGGAACUAAGGGGCCUAGCCCAAACCAUGAAAAACAGCCCCAGACCAUUAUUCCUCCUCCACUAAACUUUACAGUUGGCACUAUGCAUUGGGGCAGGUGGAGUUCUCCUGGCAUCCAAUAAACCCAGAUUCGUCCGUCGGACUGCCAGACGGUGAAGCGUGAUUCAUCACUCCAGAGAAUGCGUUUCCACUGCUCCAGAGUCCAAUGGCGGCGAGCUUUACACCACUCCAGCCGACGCUUGGCAUUGCGCAUGAGGAUCUUAGGCUUGUGUGCAGCUGCUCGGCCAUGGAAACCCAUUUCAUGAAGCUCCCGACGAACAGUUAUUGUGCUGAUGUUGCUUCCAGAGGCAGUUUAGAACUCUGUAGUGAGUGUUGCAACCGAGGACAGAUUAUUUUUACGUGCUUCAGCACUCGGUGGUCCAGUUAUGUGAGCUUGUGUGGUCUACCACUUUGCGGCUGAGCCGUUGUUGCUCCUAGACGUUUCCACUUCACAAUAACAGCACUUACAGUUGACCGGGGCAGCUCUAGCAGGGCAGAAAUUAGAGGAAUGGACUUGUUGGAAAGGUGGCAUCCUAUGACGGUGCCACGUUGAAAGCCACUGAGCUCUUCAGUAAGGCCAUUCUACUGCCAAUAUUUGUCUAUGUAGAUUUUAUACACGUCAGCAACGGGUGUGGCUGAAAUGGCCGAAUCCACUAUUUUGAAGGAAUGUCCACAUACUUUUGUGUGCAUCUAUGGGUUAUAGCAUACCGAAUUGUGUUCAGUUAUGAAAGAACAAUGCGCAAAAAAUGGAUCUGGUAAAGGGCCGACAUUUCAAUAAAAAAGACUAGAUGGAUGGCUUCGAUAGUCUAGCAAUUGAAUUGCAAGUCGUUCAUAUGCUAAUAAUCAAAAUGUUCUGCUUAAAGAUCUUGCACUGCUACCCUCAGCAUUCAUUAUUCUCAUAGGAGCAGAACAAGCAAUGGAAACCGAAUGUAUCCUCUGUGCGUGGAAAAAAUAUCCUGGCGCAUGAAGACUACACUUACAGACGGGAACGACAGACCGCAGAUCAGUCCUUCUGGAAGUGCGCCGGCUAUGAUUCUUUUGAAUCCCGAGGUUGUAUAACCCUCACCGACAGGGUUAUUUCCACGUUAAACGACCAAUGUUCAUACAUAGGACACAGCUACAGUAACGGGUCGAUAGCUACAGUUAACUUUUCAGACAAUUAAAAAAAAAAAAGUGCUGCAUCAGAAGAGUCUGUACCUUUUCAGACAGUAGAUUUCUGCUCCGGCAUAGAAUGUUCUAUUGUUUCCCUGACAACAAUAAACGUUGCUGAUUUGAUGUGCUGUUUUUUUAUGGUAGGGUAGAUGUUUUUUUCUUUCUACACAUUUAAUAACAGACUCAUGCAAUAGUUUACAGCUGGCUUCACAGCUUCCCCAUCACUUCACAGCUUUCCCCAUCACUUCACAGCUUCCCCAUCACUUCACAGCUUCCAUGGGACACUCGAUGUGUUGUAGCCUCACGCAGACGUUCGCGGUAAAAUAAAUGAGCUAAUUGCACACUGUGACUCAAUUCCCAGUAGUGUUACAUUAGUGAAGAGUUAUUGCUUAUUCUAAUAGCCUGGAGUGCUCUUUUCUGAAUCUCGUAGAAACUGGUGAUGCUGAUGACCAGGUUGUUCGUCUUACCGUUUAUUCUUGUUAAGGGAAUUAUUGAAGAAAAAAUAGGUGUUCCUGAUUAUUAUUAUUUUUUUUGUUCAGUGAAUUUAGUCCGUUCUCUGCGACGUCAUUUUAGUGACCCAUUUCUAUUUCUGCUGCUGUUGCAGGUUUGCCUAUAUCGAGUUUUCAGACAAGGAGUCUGUGAGGACGGCCAUGGCAUUGGACGAGUCUCUGUUCAGAGGAAGGCAGAUUAAGGUGAGGAUGUGACAGUGUAUACACAUCAGUGGAGGCUGCUGAGGGGAGGACGGCUCAUAAUAAUGGCUGGAACAGAAUGGCGUCAAACACAUAGAAACCAUGAAUUUGAUAUCAUUCCUCCUAUUUCCGCUCCAGCCAUUACCACGAACCCGUCCUCUCCAAUUAAGGUGCCACCAUCCUCCUGUGAUCAUUUACAUUUGAGUCAUUUGGCAGACGCUCUUAUCCAGAGCCACUUACAGUUAGUGUGUUCAUCUUAAGAUAGCUAGGUGACAAAACCACCAGCUAGGUGACACAUUUUUUUCCUCAAAGUAGCUAUCGGCAAUGUCAGCACUAAUAGUUGUCGAUUCAACUAAAGCACUUGGAAACUCAGAAUUCUGAGCAAUGUAUCUGUCUAUGAACUGAAUUUCAGUUAGAUUUUCUACAUUGGGACUGGGACUGACCUAUGGGAACUCUGGCCCCUGUGCUAGUGUCUAACCUGUGGUUUCCUGUUUCCCCUCUCUCUCGGUCCUGGCAGGUGGGGGUGAAGAGGACAAACAGGCCAGGCAUCAGCACCACAGACCGCGGGUUCCCCCGGGCCCGCUUCCGCUCACGAGGAGGGAACUUUAACCCGUCGCGCGCACGCUACUACAGCGGCUACGCACCGCCCAGAGGCAGAGGACGGGCCUUCAGGUGAGCACCCCGGGACACUCAUACCCUGAGACUGAGAGACAGCUGGCCAUUACCGGAGGGAGGAGGAGUAUGGAGAAGUGAGGCAGUUUGAGUUGAAGGGCAGAAGGGUAGUGAGUGAGAUUAUAGAAGUAGUGAAGAUAAUCAGAGGGGGAGAUGGUUAGCAGGGGGGAGAAGAGCACCCGCGAAGCCUUGUUAGUCCUGAGGAGAGGACCCCCGUGAAGCCUUGUUAGUCCUGAGGAGAGGACCCCCGCGAAGCCUUGUUAGUCCUGAGGAGAGGACCCCUGCGAAGCCUUGUUAGUCCUGAGGAGAGGACCCCCGCAAAGCCUUGUUAGUCCUGAGAGGACCCCUGCAAAGCCUUGUUAGUCCUGAGGAGAGGACCCCCGCGAAGCCUUGUUAGUCCUGAGGAGAGGACCCCUGCGAAGCCUUGUUAGUCCUGAGGAGAGGACCCCUGCGAAGCCUUGUUAGUCCUGAGGAGAGGACCCCCGCAAAGCCUUGUUAGUCCUGAGGAGAGGACCCCCGCGAAGCCUUGUUAGUCCUGAGGAGAGGACCCCCCGCCAAGCCUUGUUAGUCCUGAGGAGAGGACCCCCCGCAAAGCCAAGCCUUGUUAGUCCGGAGAGGACCCCCCGCAAAGCCAAGCCUUGUUAGUCCUGAGGAGAGGACCCCCCCCCCAAAGCCAAGCCUUGUUAGUCCUGAGGGGAGAGAGGAAGGGAGGGAGGGAGGAAGUAUGCCCAAAGCAUCCCCCUGCACCUGUCCUAGACUCUGUCCAUCAAGAAGUGUCUCUAUGGGCUGGAGGUUGAAACUGGCCAUAUAGAGAAUCAUUCAGAAGGCAUGUCUAUAAGCCUGCCUGUAGUGGGACGAGACUGAAUCUGUGACUAGCAUUGAUGAACAACAACAUUACAGCAAUAUCAGAACGUGUGUUUCUAGAGCAGAGUGGAGGAGAGGUUUCCUUUAGUGGGGUUAUGGUGAGUGGAGGAGAGGUUUCCUUUACAGUGGGGUUAUGGUGAGUGGAGAGGUUUCCUUUACAGUGGGGUUAUGGUGAGUGGGGAGGUUUCCUUUACAGUGGGGUUAUGGUGAGUGGAGGAGAGGUUUCCUUUAGUGGGGUUAUGGUGAGUGGAGAGGUUUCCUUUAGUGGGGUUAUGGUGAGUGGAGAGGUUUCCUUUAGUGGGGUUAUGGUGAGUGGAGAGGUUUCCUUUACAGUGGGGUUAUGGUGAGUGGAGAGGUUUCCUUUAGUGGGGUUAUGGUGAGUGGGGAGGUUUCCUUUACAGUGGGGUUAUGAUGAGUGGAGAGGUUUCCUUUAGUGGGGUUAUGGUGAGUGGAGAGGUUUCCUUUAGUGGGGUUAUGGUGAGUGGGGAGGUUUCCUUUAGUGGGGUUAUGGUGAGUGGAGAGGUUUCCUUUAGUGGGGUUAUGGUGAGUGGAGAGGUUUCCUUUAGUGGGGUUAUGGUGAGUGGAGGAGAGGUUUCCUUUAGUGGGGUUAUGGUGAGUGGAGGAGAGGUUUCCUUUAGUGGGGUUAUGGUGAGUGGAGGAGAGGUUUCCUUUAGUGGGGUUAUGGUGAGUGGAGGAGAGGUUUCCUUUAGUGGGGUUAUGGUGAGUGGAGAGGUUUCCUUUAGUGGGGUUAUGGUGAGUGGAGAGGUUUCCUUUAGUGGGGUUAUGGUGAGUGGAGGAGAGGUUUCCUUUAGUGGGGUUAUGGUGAGUGGAGAGGUUUCCUUUAGUGGGGUUAUGGUGAGUGGAGAGGUUUCCUUUAGUGGGGUUAUGGUGAGUGGGGAGGUUUCCUUUAGUGGGGUUAUGGUGAGUGGAGAGCUUUCCUUUAGUGGGGUUAUGGUGAGUGGAGAGCUAAGAGAGACCGGUGGGAGGGAGUCGGGUAGGUUCGUCGGUGUGUGUGUGUGGUGGUCUUGUUGCAUGCACCGCCUACAACCGUUUCAGAGGAGGCAGCUGAACUCUCAGUCCACAGCAGUGAGGUCCUCCCAGGCUGUACAUGUAUGGGAGGCAGGCUGUUUGUAUGACUUGGAACUACAUUACGUAUACCCACUGUUGACUGUGAGGGGUCAUCUCUCCCACAGUGGCUGCUCAUUAAUACUAAAGGUGACAGGCAAAGUUUCACUUAAAUGUCAGAUUUUAUGUUCUCAUUUGUUCAGUGCUAAUGGUUGGAUUCCAUUUUAGAAUUUUAUAAUGCAAUCAUAAGGAUCAUUAAGAUGCCGUAUAGAUUUAAAUGCAGAUUGCUGUCUUGAGUGUACCAUGGAUGGCCUCCAUUUUAAAGAAGUUCAUCUUUGUAGACAUGUUAGCAUUGUUGCUUAAACAUUAAUUGGCAUGAGUGUGUGUGUGUAUAUCUGUGAUAUAGUUCAGUUGUCUUGAUGUACAGUUAAAAGUAGUAGCCUGUAUCCAUCCUGUGUUCCAUUUCAUCAACGCGGUGUUUGUGUGUGUUCACCUGUUCUGGGCCAGCUGCUCCAGAGCUGUGUUUUUUGCCUGUGACCUUUCAAAAGCAACACCCCUGGUAUCUGGAUUUGUUUUCAAUCUGUACAAAAGCUUGCCCCCUAUGUAUGUAAAACCUGGAGUGGAUCAAAGCGCUGUGCACUGGGAGUCUGGUGUGUCUCCCUGGAGUGUGUGUCCAGUGUCUCUCAGUGUGAGGUGAGAGGGGGGUUCCCGUGAUGACUCAUUGAGCGCUCAAAGUGGGCCUCACGCUGGAGCUCUGUCUCUGGGCCCAUGUCCUGUUUUUAGAAGCAUUGCUGAGAAGAGGGGCUGCAGAGCAAGCACAAUGAGCAUCCUCACCAACUGACAUGCACUGAGAGAUUCUGACCAAUGGACCAACCUUUCCACUCACUAGACCAAUGGUGUCAGAGUUAGUAAUGUGUAGUAGUGCCUCAUUGGCCCCUCUGUGAGAGCUUCUGAAAUGAUUGUCAAUCACUGAAUGAUAAGAUCUUUUAGAGGGGCAAAACUUUGAAUCUGUAAGGUCCUAUUUAGCACAAUUGUACGGAUGACAUCCUGUGAGUGUAAAUUGUUUGGUGCCAUUCAGAAUCUCAUGCCCCCUGCACUCAGAUGGCUCAUACACAUAGCUCAGACAUAGACUAGCCUAGGAAUGGGUGGCCCACUAUAGGGAGACGAAAAGCAAGUGUCCGGAUGCUUUGCCUUGUUGCUAAAGCCAACUCUGUUGUUAACUACACAUUGGUGCAGCAGACCCACAGGCUAGAUGUUCCACCCACUGCCUUCACUUCCAGAAUGAAGGGUUCAUUCCUGCAGCCUGAUUUUGACCUCAGCAUUCUAACCACUGGUUUCUACUCAUGUGACCUGUGUGUUUGUGGGCACUGGAUGCCUGGGUUUGACAGUCGUGGUGUGCGUGUGUGACAGGGUUUCCGUUAGCUGGUAAUAACCAGCUUUUGUCUAUAAUUUGUUUGUUUGUUGAAAAGCUGAUAAAUAAAAUUGGUGCUGGCCAGUUGUCCGGGAGAAUGAAAAAAUCCCAUUGCGAAAUGCUUUUUUUUGCCUAUUAAUUUAUGUAAAUACCAGUCGAUGUAAAUACAUUUGACUGGUCAUGCUUAUUGGUCUAUAGGUUAAUUUGUAUAAUUUAGUGGAAUUGGCGGGUGUGUACAGUGUAUAUAUACAUUUUGUAUGUUAUUUAUCACACCGUACAGAUACAGAGCCUUUGAGUGGAUCUGUCAGACCGAGCAAGAGCUGCCACUGCAUCUUUGUGGUGCUUUCAAGACAACUGGGAAUACGAUGUCAAAUCAUGACGUCAGUGAUCUUCAGGUCGGAGAUCUAGAAAGAGGCCAGAGAUUCCGAGUUGGAUGACCGUUCAAAAUGAUUUUUCCCAGUUGGAGGUCGUAUUUUUCCCAGUCAUGAGAUUUCCAUUUUCCCCAGUUGUUUUAAACACGGUGUCAAACGGCAACGAAAGGCAGGCUUCCGCAGUGCGUCACUCCACUUUGCAAUGGGCUGGAGGCGGUAUGCAUUUUGAAAACAUAUAUACUUCAUUGUUUGAAAACUGAAUGUUUUACUACAUAUUAUGAGGCGUGUUUUACCUUGCUUCAAAGUAGCCUAUUAGAUCUCUCUAAAGUUCUAACCGAUAUCAUGUCACAUGAAACCGCUCCCGUGUGCAUUGCCCUUUUUACAACAGUGUUUUCCUGCCAAUUAUUUUUUUUUUUUUAGUCAUUUAGCAGACGCUCUUAUCCAGAGCGACUUACAGUUAGUGAGUGCAUACUUUAUUUUUUUCAUACUGGCCCCCCCGUGGGAAUCGAUCCCACAACCCUGGCAUUGCAAACGCCAUGCUCUACCAACUGAGCUACAUCCCUGCCGGCCAUUCCCUCCCCUACCCUGGGCCAAUUGUGCGCCGCCCCAUGGGUCUCCAGGUCGCGGCCGGCUACGACAGAGCCUGGAUUCGAACCAGGAUCUCUAGUGCGCCACUCAGAUUAACAUUUGUUCGUAGCCUACAGCCUUGUGCACAUUGCUGAGCUGAUAAUGUUCAGAAAUAAUAGUUAAUCAACAUUUUAAGCAAAACGUUCUGAUCUGUUACAUCAGACUCACUGUUUUUUAAUGUUUUUUUUAAAUGUAGCCUAGGCCUACUGGUUGUAUGAAUUUGGGAUCUUUCGUCCCACAACUGUCCCAGAGUCUGUUUGGAAUAGGCUGUUUCUUUCUCGACAAACUGGCCAAAAGAGUAGGUAGCCUAAACUUUUCUACUACAGUAGAUUGACACAGGCUAGUGAUUUUGCUGUUCGUUACUCGUCUUGUUGUUCUGUUAAUAUGAAUUACCAUAUUCAAAAUGUGAUUUCUGUCAUUUUUUGAUUGCUGUGUGUGGACGCCUUAAUCAGGUCACGCACACCCAAUGCAUACGGUUCCGGUACAGUUCUCAAACGUCCGGUAAAUUUAAAAUGUUGCCGGUCAAAUGUCCGGCUCCACAUUGUCCUAGCGGAAACCCUGGUGUGUGAGUGGAAAAGCGAUGUGUGGUGAUUGAGUGAUGGGGCAGUCCAGGUUAUCAGGAGAAGGGGUCAGUCAAGUCUGCUUGUCUGCUUGCUGAAGCUAUAUGUGUGUGGCCCUUCCUAUAGCAUGUGCCAUGUGAAUGACUUUAUGACUAUUCUGUGGGGUGGGAUGGAGGCUUCUGUCCUCAGGGUCUCUCCCAACAGCGUCCUCGGGAGCCGCUCUCGCAGAGAGAGAGAGAAAGAGAGAGAGAGAGAGAGAAAGAGGGAGAGAGUGCCUCACUGUCCCCCACACCAUUAUUUCUAUAGUCCUGUAUAAUCUGAGAGUUACAGAUAUUUUACUGUUGGCGAAGCUGGUCUCUGCUUCUUUCUGUACUGUUAAUUCUUAUUUAUAAUGAUUGAAAUUGUGGUAAUUCAACACUUAUCAAAGAAAGGCACAAUACCAUUAAGAUGGUAUACAUGUCAUCCUACCAACAAUUUGUGUAUACUUAAACAAUUAUUCAUGCAUACAUUUUCCCCCCAGUUUACCUCAAGGAUUGAGUUCUCACCAGGCCCCCGUUCUACCUGCCCACAUACAUAAGCACACUACAUACCCUAAAAUUGGUGUCCGUCUUUUUAAGGCAAUCAAGAAACUCACACUCUUUUUCUCUCUCUUUUCCAGGGGCCGAGGGCGAACAACAUCGUGGUAUUCCCCUUACUAAUACCCCCCCCCACCCCCUACUAUCACCCCCCCGUCCCCAAACAAAAAAAGAAUGAAAAAAAAAGUCCCAGGAAAACACUGAGAAGAGAAAAAAAAAAAAAUGAAAAAAAAAAAAAAAAACUUCUCCUGGACAGACAGACUGACUGGCCACAGUGUGCGAUUGUGUGUGAGCGUGCGUGUGUGAAGGUGGUGCGGUCACCCUGGUAAGGUAUAUGAUGGCCGUUGGGAGAUUUGGUGGCAUUUCUUUUUUGAGAAGAUGUCAUCUCAGGCUGCAGAUUUGUCUCCUUUGUCUGGCUGUGACCCUCACACCCAACACAGCCCCCAAAAUGCUUGCAUUCGAAAAGCAAACGCAUCGACGAGAAAGGAAUCAGUUUUUUUUAUUUUUAUGUACCGUACAUGUUAAACUUCCAAGAGCAAGAAUGUUGUUGUUUAUUUUUGAAGUUGUGGUGUUGGGAGUUUCACUCCCUUUUCUCUCUCUGAUCAGUUGCCACUCACCCCACCCCUUAACUCAUCACUUUUGCUACCAUCUUCUCCCUCUGGUUCCAUCCCACGCUCUCUUUGUGUUCAGUAUAGCUGUGACUGCUGUUCAGAGGGUGAUUUUUAUUUUUUCCUAUUGUCCCUUCCCUUUUAGCCCGUAGCAUUCACGCCAGGAAGGCAUGGCCAGAGCUCUGCCGACUUUUCGGUUGAGUUUUUUUGUGGGCCUCAACCUUUCCCCCCCUCUUCUUGCGACCCUCUGCCUUUCUGUGCUGCUACUACCGUUUUGUCCUUCACCUCUUCCUCUCCAUGUCCCUCUCUCAUUUCUUUCUCCUUCUCUUCUCUCUCUGUAUAUUAGACCACUUCUUGUCGUUUCAGGUUUCAGGACCAGUGGAGGCUGACAACCCCUCCUCCGGUGGCCGCGGCACCCCCCAAUGUCUCGGCAGGGUCUCUCUCUCUCUCUGCUCCUGCUAUGCACACUCACCCCAUCUUGUCUGUGUGGGGGGGAGGGGGUCAGGGUGACCACAGGGCCACCGCAGGGGGCAUUUACUACAACAAGCGUUGA